GUGGAAUUAAAUUAACAUAUUUACUGAAACGUAAAGCACAUAGAAAAAUCCUGUGUCAAGUGAUGUUGAAAUACUAAUCUGAGUCGACGAUGCAAUAAUUACUGUACAAAUGUAAGUGAAAAUUCAAAUGAAAAGUGCUUGAAUCAAGUUAAUGUGUAACAUAUUCGACCACCGAGGUGAAUAAAAAAUUUUAUUGCGAGUUAUUUGUGUAUAAAAUUCAAUCAAGUACAUACAGUGCAUUCACAUUAAUGUGUAACCAGAUAUAAUCGAUGGUAUUACUUUGCCAGUCAUUCAGUGCGAAACAUCUUUGGUGGCGAAAAAGUGCAAUUUGAAAAUACUAUAAUUGAAAAAGAAUGAAUGCCGCAAUUUCCGGAAGUUAUUACUGUGAAAAGGAGCAUCGCUGAAACUCAUCAAAGUUCGAAAUUUUUACACGGUUGAAACAAACUUAUCCAUUACUUCGAUGCGCGUAUCGCAAUUUCAAGUGAAUUUCCACCUUUCAACGCCUCAGUGGUAAUCACUCAGCAAUGCGACGAAUCAGUCCGAGACAUAUACACAAAUCGAGAUUAAUUCCACUGGCAAGAACCCAAGUAUGUGACAGCAAAUAUUAACAGUAAAUACCAAAUCACUCCAAGGCAAUUGUUUCGAAUCACAUACCAAAGAGCAGCCGCAAAGUGAUUACUGGCAGCGACACAAAACAGGUGACCGGGGCGAUAUUGCAUUGCAGAGAUUACACACACACACACAUACAUACAACUGUAAGCGACGGCAAGCGGCAAGAUAAUCAUCAUGAAUGACAAACAGUAGCAGCAAUUGUAGGUUGAGUGUUGCAAGCAGCAUUAAGUUUAUUGCAAGGCGACACGGGUUUGACACUGUUAAACUGCGCCUAGAGCAAUCACAGAAACAGCAAAAACAAGAAAUUCAACCAUUAAAGCUUUCAAAGUGCCCAUAGGAGCAAUGAGUGCAACAGUAACAGCAAUAACAUUAAGCCAUACUCAAGCAACAACAAUAGCACCGGGCACAGAUAAAGCGAGAGCAAAGGAGUCGACAGCAUGGACGUCAGAGUGGACGUCGUUAUGGCCGUCGAUCCUUUCAGCGAAUGUUGGUUUAUUUACGACGACAACAACAACGGCGGUAGGUGCAGCACAGCAAACAACUGCAAUUGCCGCGCCGACUCCGAUGGAUUUACAAUCAAAGCAAAUGGCAAAGCUGAAACUUGACAGCAGUAAGUGCCGCCAGCGUCAUCAACAUGACAAGCACAACAAAAACAAAACAACAAACAUCAAUAUCCCCGUUGCGCAACGAACUUUAAGUCGAAAUCAAAAGCAAACCCAACAAGCACAUCAAACACAAAUGCAAUGGCAACGACAUUGUCAAGUGCGCCAACAACAACAGUUAAGCCGUUACUAUGCCAUCCACAUGCCUCAGCAGCAACAGCAAAAUUGGCAGCAUUAUCUGUGGCAACGGCAACGCUGCUCCGCGCCGGACUAUGUGUCCUUGUCCGCCCGCCUUCGCUCGAUGCUGAAACAGCAACAACACCUACACCAACAGCAAUGGUUGCGCUUUUGCCUUUUGCUCGUCAUUUGCCUGUCACUGCCCUCUGCAACGAAUACAAAACCUCAGACCUCAGCAACAUCAACAAUAACAACAACACGAACAGCAGCAGCAGCAGCAGCAGCAGCAACUUUCACAGUAACAGCAACAACAAAAACAUUAGCACACGCUAUAACAACUACAGCCACAACCACAACAACAACAAGGACAACACGCGCAACCGACUUAACGAUGAUGCCGCCAGCAAUUGGAAGUGAUGACAACAUCGUGACCAGCAAUAGCAGCAAGUUCUCCCUCAUCGCCAACUUUGCUAUCAGAAACGUCAUCAUUCCUUCAACCGCGACAAGCGUAAAUUCCACAACCGCAUCAAAUGCCACAGCAGCAGUAAAGACCGCGUUGCGAACGCUGGAGCGGACAGUGUCAACAACAUUGCCAACAGCAAUGCAAACAUUCACAUCCGUCGCAUUGCUGUCAUCAUCAGAGACAACACAGCCCACAGCCAUUAUAAUAACAACAACAACGUCCAACUUCGAGGAAAGUGAGUUGCAUACGAAACCAAUGGCGCCCAUCAGCAGCAGUAGUAGCGUGAAGAAUACGCAAUCGGCGAGUUAUGUGCACUUAGUAAAUGAGUUGUUGCCUGAGGAAAUGGCAGCAGCGGCAAUAGCAACAACAACCUCACAAUCGCCAAUAGCAGCAGCAAGAAAUCACUACAGCAACAAUAAAAUCAUUCGCAAUGCACCUAGCGGGCUCAACGAUGCAUAUAGCAAAAGUCAUUGGAACAACAAAAUUUCCAACAACUACAAUAACAAUAAAAAAAACGACGGCAGCGAAAAGUUUAUUAGUGGGCGAACGCGUCACCGUGCCAUCCGCUCGCUUAGCAGUGCUGGUGGUGGCGGUGUGAGCGGUAGCGGCGGCAGCGGUAGUAGUUUCGGCGGCAGCAGUCUAGGCGCGGGCGGCAGUGGCAGUGGUGUAGGCUUUCACAAUUCGGCGGAUGGAAAUGGCAGCAAUCAUAACAGCAUUGAAUGUCCAAGCUUCGAUGAAAAUUCGGCGUGUCCUUGCUACAAAUUCGAAGAUGGCUUAUUUCUCGAGUGUCCCGGUACGACGGCCAUGUCGUUGCGCAGCACACUCGAACGCAUCUCAUCACCAAUACAUUCAUUAUCUAUUUAUGACUUCGAUCGUUCGGUCACGUCCCUUUCGCAGGAUGUCUUUCAACCAGGUGUCAAUAUAAGGCAUUUGCAAUUUUCACACUCACACCUGGAAACGUUAAAGGAUAACAGUUUGCGGCAUGUACGUGCAUCAUUGGAAUCGCUGAGCAUUGUUAAUGGAAAAUUAACACAGGUACCAUCUCGCGCCCUCAACACUAUGCAAAAAUUGAGCGCACUCGAUUUCGAUUACAAUGAAAUUGUACGCAUCGAAGAUUACAGCUUUUAUGGGCUUCGCUUAUCGAAACUCAACAUGAAAGGUAAUCAGCUGCAGUCGAUACCCGAGCAUGCGUUCGCCGGUCUAGAGGAAUCCAUACAGGAGAUUGAUUUAUCAGAGAAUGCGUUGCGCACAUUUCCGCUGCUUGCGUUGCGCAAACUCGACUACUUGCGUACUCUGCGUCUAUCAAACAAUAAAAUCUCUACAUUCUAUGGGGACAUAGCGCUAGUGACGAACAACGCUUCAGCUGCGGCGGCAGUGCUCCGAUUACCUUCAUUGGUCUUCUUAGACUUGAGCUCGAACCAGUUCACGGAGAGCGUGAACGAUUGCUUCGGCGCAUUUCCGCAAUUGAAGACGCUUUCUUUGUACGCUAAUCAAAUUGAACUUGUGCAACCGGAUGCGUUUAAAAGCUUGAAGGAACUGAUGUCGCUCGACAUGUCACACAAUCGCAUCAUUGCGUUGGAUGCGAAAAUUUUCGAUAAGAAUAAGCGCUUGCAAACAGUGGAUCUGAGUCACAAUCAUGUGCAUUCAAUAAGUGGCGUGUUCUCAAACUUGCCGCAGCUGCGCGAGGUCUUCCUAUCCGAGAAUAACAUACUCGAGCUGCCGGCGGAUGCUUUUACAAACUCAUCCAACGUGGAUGUAAUUUACCUGGAGUCGAAUGCCAUUGCCCAUAUUGACCCGAAUGUAUUUAGCACGCUUGUGAAUCUGGACCAUCUGUACUUGCGUUCGAAUUUCAUACCAUUAGUGCCUGUAACGCUGUUUAAUAAGUGCCACAAACUCACCUCACUUUCGUUGGACAACAACGAAAUACAAGAUCUUGAAAUCGGCAUGUUUCGGAAGCUGGAGUUCCUGCGCGAAGUGCGACUACACAACAAUCGUAUACGACGCAUACGUAAAGGAGUUUUCGAGCCACUGCCUGCAUUGCAGGAGCUACAUGUGCAGAAGAACAACAUUGAGGACAUCGAGCCGGGCGCCUUCCAGAGCCUCUCCAAUUUGCAGCACAUCAACUUACAGGAUAACCAGCUGACUGUGCUGGAAGAUAUUUUCCCAAAUGAAAAGGCAAACUCCUCCCUGCUGUCCAUACAACUGGAGGCAAAUUAUCUGCACAAGAUCCAUACGAAGACCUUUCGCAAGCAAGAGCGUAUACAAAUCAUGUGGCUGCGUGACAACCAGCUGACCCGAGUAGACAAAUCGAUAUUUGUGGACCUGCAGCUGCUCGGACGCUUAUACCUCAGCAACAACCAGAUACGGGACAUCGACAAGGAUACAUUUAGUAUGCUGAAGCAUUUGAAGUUUCUAGAUCUGAGUGGUAAUCGGCUGAAGCAUGUGCGACGUGAGUACUUUGCGCCAUUGGCGAGCUUGGAAGAGCUCAGUCUUUCACAAAACUACAUCGAAGCUGUAGAGAGCUAUUCCUUUAAUAAAUUAAAAAACAUAAGGGUGCUCGACCUUUCCGACAAUCCACUGGUGCAACUAACGAAAGAUAUUUUUAUGGACGAACUGCCUUUGACAUAUUUGAAUCUGCGCAAUACCUCGUUGCGUAAAAUUGAGCUGCACACAUUCAAGUCGCUACAGAAUCUAAACGAACUCAACUUUGAAGAGAACCAGCUAAACCCUGCAGACAUACAAAAACUGGAAGUGCCCAGUCUGCGCAGCCUCUUCCUCUCGCACAACGACUUCAGUCAGGCCAGGGUUGGCGGCAUAAUGGCCGAUAUGUUUGACAAAAUGCGCUCGCUACAAUUGCUCACAAUGGCCAACUGCAGUUUGGAAAGUGUGCCAGAUCAAAUUUUCUCAAAGAAUACAAAUCUGGUUAAGCUUGAUCUUUGCGACAACAGACUAACGGUUAUGAAUCGCAGCAUCUUCAGUGGCCUCAAUGUGUUCAAAGAGUUGCGAUUGUGCAACAACCACAUCUCCGAAUUCCCGCACAUUGCGCUUUACAAUUUGAGCACGCUGGAGACUUUGGAUCUGUCGCGAAAUCAGCUUAGCUCCAUCGACUUCUACAAAUUAAGUGGCACUUUGAACUUGCGGCAACUCAAUUUGCAUGACAACAAAAUCACUUCGUUGAGUGGCUUCAAUGCGGUUAACCUCACACAGUUGGACAGCAUUGAUCUUAGCGGCAAUCAUUUGCUAUCACUGCCCGCGAAUUUUCUUCGUCAUUCGAUUAAUUUGCAACGCGUUGAUCUCUCGAGCAAUCGCUUCUUACAGCUGCCGAGCUCAGCGUUGUCAGACAUCUCGAUACCACGUCUAUCUUGGCUCAAUCUUACAGGAAACCCAAUAAACAAGAUUUACACGGUGAAAGAGGAGCGCUACCCAUAUCUCAAAGAGCUUUAUAUCUGCCAAACGAAUUUAUCCAUACUGACCUCGAAAGACUUUGAAGCUUUCCAGGCGUUACAGCAUCUACAUUUGGUCAAUAAUCGCAUUACGCGCAUCUCACCCGGCGCCUUUAAGUCGCUCACAAAUCUGCUGACGUUGGACCUCAGCGUGAAUGAAUUGGAAAUGUUGCCAAAAGAACGUCUGCAGGGCUUAAGGCUGCUACGCUUUCUGAAUAUUUCUCAUAAUACGCUGAAGGAUUUGGAAGAGUUUAGCAGUGAUUUAGCGCAGUUGCAGACAUUCGAUUUGUCCUUCAAUCAAUUGGAUCGUAUAUCGAAGAAGACUUUCCGGAACUUGCAUGGUUUGAUGGAACUUUAUCUGAUGGGUAAUCGCAUGACUGUUUUGUCGACUGAUGCUUUCCGCUUCCUAAGAAAACUGCAUGUGCUCGAUUUGCGUAAGAACUACUUCGAGCUAGUGCCGAUUGAAGCGCUCAAACCACUGGAGACAAACAUAAAAACACUAAAGCUGGAAGAAAAUCCACUGCAUUGCAGCUGUGAUGCGCAAAAACUUUGGGAAUGGUUGCGUGAUCAUCGAAAAUGGUCACAGCAAGCUGGCGGUGAUAAUAUUAAUUACUUGAGGUGCGAACAUCCAGCUGAAUUGCGUGGCAAAGUAUUUGCCAAAAUGGAACCACAACAAUUCUGUGAUGCACCUUUGAUACCGAAAAUCGCCAUACAGGACAUUCAACCGUAUUCGGUGGUGGUUUCGUGGUUAAGUCGUGAACAUUUGGGUUUAACUGGUUAUGAAAUUGUCUAUUAUGCGACCACAGAUGGCAUUGAUUAUGAUGAGAUGCGUGGUAAACGCCUGAAUGGCUCCGCCAACUCGGCCAAAUUAACAAAGCUGAAUGCCAACACACGCUACCACAUCUGCGUUAUUGGCACCGGUAAUUGGUUGUCCGAGCCUGUGGCGAAUGCCUUGCAAAGGAUACACUUUAACGACUCAUUUCUAAUGUUACGCGAUGAGGCAGCUUCGAGUGGCGGUAGCGUUGGCAGCGCUUUUAUUGCAAGUAAUCAGCAGCAACACUACUACCACGAUCAACAGCAACAGCAGCAGCAACAACAACAACAACAACAGCAGCAGCAACAGCCAGCCGAAUAUUAUGAGCAAUAUUUUCAAACGUAUCAACAACAACACCACGACCACCAACAAUUAUUCACGCAAGCUGAACCGCAACAACAACAGGCAUUAAUCGAAAACACCAUCGUCACGGACAAUGCACUGCGGGAUGUGUUGAAAAAUUCCCACAUCACCACUUGUACGGACGUACAAACACUCGAUUCGACACCAAGCCUGGUCACCGACGAGAAUGGCCUCUCGAGCAACGGCUUCAUCCAUUCGAUACUGACACGACGCCUGGGCCUGAUUGUUGGCUGCUGCCUGGGUAUCAUUGUGUUUAUCGUCAUGAUUUCGGUAUUGAGUUAUGUGAAACUGAAGAAGCAGCGCAUCGAAAACGCCAAGAGACAGGCCGCCAUGCCACCCGAAUACAUUUCAUAUCGACACUUUUCCAUACCAAAUGAGGAACUGGUGCGCGCAUCCGUGGCCGGCGGCAUUACCACAACGAUUUCGAGCGUCCCAAGCGGCAUUAGUGCGCACAUCAGUGGCACUAGCCUCAGCACUAGCGCGACUGCCACAACAGCAACUACGCCACUCGGUGGCAAUGGCAGCGAUAGUAAGGGUAGCGGUGGCACAACAGCUACAGUAACAUCCGCCACCAAUACGCUGAAGAAGAAAAGUGAGAUGAACGUAAGUACGCCUGUUGGUGUGGGGAUGAUCGUUGCCGAAGGCAAUGGCUUGGUGAAUUCGACCUCAGCCACCACAAAAGCAGCGGGCAAUGAUGUCGUCAGCGUAGCGGCAACGUUGACUCAAACAGCGACAACCGUAGAAGCAACAUCGACAGCGAACAACCACAAUCACCAUGCGCAUCAUCAACAUCAGCAAUUGCGGCUUCUGCAACAGCGGCAGCAGCAGCAGCAGCAGCAUCAUGGCAAUCACAAUCAACAUGUUGGUGGCAAUGGCGGCGUAGGCUAUAUGUCGUCUGGUGUUGUUUUGGGCGCCAAUCACUUGAACGCUUGUUAGUUGCUGCGGCAUCGUGACUCACUCUAAUCGAUGAUUUUGCGAAACUUUCUUUAGGCGAUCAAUUUAUUUUUAAGGUCUACUUAAAGCGUACAUAAUCGCAACUACAUACAUACUAUGUAGUUGUACGAGCAGAAACCUUAGGCUAAGUAAGUAAGUUUAACUGUAAACUGUAAAUAAGUAUAAGUAAUGUAGAGGGAAAUGUUGUUAAUGAAAAUGGCGCACCAACGGCGAUAUACAUACGCGUGGUUGUUGAGAGGAUUUGGAUAGUUGGUAAAUGGUAUGCGCAGUGUGGUGCGGUGUACAUAUAAAUUUGUUUAAAUUGACUUUGUCUGUUGUAUUUAGCUUAGUUAAAAAUCUGUUAGGCAACUCGAUCUAAGUUUAGAUUUAUGUAAAAUAGAUAGGCUGAGAUUGAAACCCUUAUCUUUUGGCUAUAGUACAUUCAAGAGAUUUACCUUACACUCACACGAACGCACAUCUACAUAAAUGUUGCUUAAAUAUUUAUACAGAAUAAAAUAAUUCUCUAAGUAAAUUUUAUUAGCACGUAGUACGUAAUAUAGGGUGAUCCAUUUACAUUUUUAUUUUAAUUUUACACAAAACACUUAAAACAUAAAUGUAUGCCGGAAUCUGUAUUAUUA
Molecule: messenger RNA, 8045 nt
Organism: Rhagoletis pomonella (apple maggot)
Lineage: Eukaryota; Metazoa; Arthropoda; Insecta; Diptera; Tephritidae
Molecular function (GO): protein binding
Source: RefSeq, a predicted model, not a curated record